GGCAGCGGAGCUCCGGCUGCAGUGCUCCUGUGCUGAGAUGCUGACUGGAGCGGUUGGCUGAUCUACGAUUGAUUUCGCUACUCCGAAGCAUAUCCAGUUACUGCUCAAAUGCGAGUUCGACACUGAUAGAAAAAUGCCCGCCGAGGACGAACCCGGGGCGGCGAUGGAGGGCCGCGAAACCGCCGAUGGGUCUCCCCAGCAGUUUUGCUUGAGAUGGAACAAUUACCAAAGCAACCUCGCCAACUGCUUCGACCAGCUUCUUCAGACGGAAUCUUUCGUGGACGUCACCCUCGCUUGCGAGGGACAGAGCCUGAAAGCGCACAAAGUGGUCCUGUCCGCCUGCAGCCCGUAUUUCCAGACGCUCUUCAUGGACAAUCCAUGCCGGCACCCCAUUAUAAUAAUGCGCGACAUAAAGUACUGCGAUCUGAAGGCGGUCGUGGACUUCAUGUACCGCGGUGAAAUAAACGUGUCGCAGGAUCAGAUCACGGCGCUACUGAAGGUGGCGGAGACGUUGAAGAUCAGGGGUCUGACGGACGUGAGCGGGGAGCACGCGGUGCUGCGGCCGGGCGGGCCGGAGAGGGCGCCCAAGAGGCCCGUGAGCCGCGAGGGGGAGUCCCCGGCGAAGGUCCGGCGCCGGUCCCUGGAGCGCAGCCCGGGCCCGAGCCCGCGCCGCUCGCCCAGCACGCCGGCCGACCUGCUGGCCGAGCACGCGGCGCACGCGGCCGCGCCCGCGCCGCCGGCGCCGCUGCUGCCCGACGACGUCGACAUCCGCCCCGGCAUCGCCGAGAUGAUCCGCGAGGAGGAACGGGCGAAGUUACUGGAGAGUUCACACGCAUGGCUCGGGGCCUCAACGUCAUCCAUCGCAGCAGACAGCUACCAGUACCAACUUCAGUCGAUGUGGCAGAAGUGCUGGAACACGAACCAGAGCCUGGUGCACAACUUGCGGUUCCGCGAGCGCGGGCCGCUCAAGUCGUGGCGGCCGGAGACCAUGGCCGAGGCCAUCUUCUCGGUGCUGAAGGAGGGGCUGUCGCUGUCGCAGGCGGCGCGGAAGUACGACAUCCCGUACCCGACGUUUGUGCUGUACGCCAACCGCGUGCACAACAUGCUGGGGCCCAGUGCCGACGGCGGCGCAGAUUUGAGGCCGAAGGGGCGCGGGCGGCCGCAGCGCAUCCUGCUGGGCGUGUGGCCCGACGAGCACAUCCGCGGUGUCAUCCGCGCCGUCGUCUUCCGCGACACUCACGCGCACACCACACACCACAUCAAGGAGGAGACCUUGCCCGUCUAUCCCGCAAUCACGGAUGGAAUCACGGUGCCAAAUGCUUACGGCCCUGUAGCGUGCGGUAACGGGCGAGAGGGGGGCGUGUCCCCCAACGCGGCCGCCGCUGCCGCCGUAGCCGCCGUGGCGCACGGCCUGCGCCGGCAGAUGUGCAAUAUGGUGGUGGCGGCGCAGCGGCCGCCCGACCACCCGCCGCACCUGGGCCUGCCCCCGCUGCCGCUGCAGUCGCCGCGGCUGCCGUCGCCGCUGUCGGCCGGCCUCGAGUCGCCGCUGUGCUCCCCGCCUCCGCCGGGGCACGCGUUGGAACCUCCGAAACCGUCAGACCCAUUCCGGCCCUUUGCUUCGCCGAGACCUGAUAGUCGCUACGAUCGCGACGUCGCAGAGAUUACAGAGAUGGGACCUCCGAAGACCCCCAUCCCGAUCGCGAAAAACGGCAAAGAGCUGUCGUCACCGGUGCCGGUGAAGAUGGAGCCGCCGCCCGCGGAGGCGCGCGCAGAGAACAUCUGAAGCGAGGCGGCGGGCGCGGCCCCGCAGACGCCGCCGGCCGCUUCGGUCGGCGUGCCACCGCCGCUGCCCGCUUAUCCGUAUUUCGUUCCGAACCGCAACUCUGUCGGAUACUUCUAGGUGUUCUAGAUGCGACUGGAUAUGGCUGCGCAUUCCAUGUGUGUGAGACCAUCCGACCGAUCGAGAGUAACGGAAUUAUGUUGAUUCAUAUUUAUUUUCAAGUGGACUCGCUGUGCAAUAUAAUGCUUGUUGUUUAGUUUUUCUAUUAAGAUUAUUUUAGUUUAAUCCAAUUUUGUUCACUUUGUGGUUUAUAUAGUUGUGUUCCAGUGAUAUUUUGAAAUAAAGUUUUGUCAAUAUCUGUAAAGGUGGGUCGCGGGCCGAGGACGCGAGCGCCGCGCUGGCGCCGCAGUGAGUCGAAGGCGAGAGGAAGCGCAGUCGAAGAGGCCACUGUCUGGGUCGCGGCUCCACCUCGCUGUUUUAUUAUUAUCUACUCAUAAGUAGAAUGUCAAACGUACUGUGUAAGCUUAAAUUUACUAUUUAUCAAUACAAAUUAGACGCAAUCAUGAGUGUAGGGAAAUCAAAAUUUUAAAUAUUUGGCACGAUUCAAAAAAGACUGUUCGGUAUACCUAUUCAUCAAAAUAUGUGUAAGACAAAAAAUAAAUAGUAUUAGAAAUAAUGUUACAAGAAAUCUAGAUGUAUCCUUUCGUCGUCAGAUUGAUGUCAAUUUAUCAACUAGCUAGCAGUGUUAGCGGCACCGCGGCGGGCCGGGCGCCGCCCCGCGCCCCACGCCCCGCGCCCGCCGCGCGCGCUCCCCGCUCGCCGCUCAGCUUGCCUGCGCUCGGCAACUCCUAUUACACCUUCAAUAUUACCCAACUCCAUUGCUAACGUAUUCGCUACCUAACUAGCUCAAAUCUUAAGCUAUACUCCAUAACAAUGGGUUAACUGACGAGAUGAACAAGAUUUUGGGUUAAGUAUGUAGGUAACAUAUAGACUUAACUUAGACUUAAUACUUUUUUAAACUACACAACCUUUAAAUAUUUUGAAUUACCUUAGUGAUUUUAAAACGCCCAGUGACAAGUGUAACGAUACCACACACGUUUUAACGUUCACACGCACUUUAUUCCAUUUCUUUGGUACCUAUUAGGUAGUAUCGACUUAGCGGGCUUCCCCACAUCUCAUUUACCAACAUACUCAAAUUCAUUCAUGUUGUCAGUAACAACGUUAUCACUUUGCCAAAGUAUACUAUACUGCAAAGUAUUCAUUACGCAGUUGUUGGACAGAAAAGUGUAACUAGUCCUGGAAAUGACUGCCGGUGGUUACUUGCUGGUGGUUCUGUAUAUAAUGUGGCUACCGUGUGUGGAACAACCCUGAGAAAUUAAAAUAGUUGACACAAUAGGAGAGUAGUAUGGCUUGUUUCGACAUACUCGCUCCGGCCGAGCGGGCGAGCGGCGCGGUAGACUUAGUGAUCGCCAAAUGUAAAAUAGAUGUAUGAUUAGCAAGUAGUGACGUUCCAAAUGUUAGGCUAACUUAGACGUGCAGGGCUCCGCGUGUCUCCUCACAUUAACGCCGCUUGUUCACACACCUUUAAUGUUUGGGCAAUGCCCACUCCGUUACAUUUCAGUAUCUUGAUUUGCGUAGACGUGACACGUUGAGUGCCGCGAACCCGAUCGGCAGUUUGUCUGUCCAUAGUCCCUUUCCUCUACAACAUAGUAAAAUGCUGGAAUCGGCUAAGGGUGUAGCGCUAUGGAAAUGUAGGCAGUGAAUGCGUUAACGUGCGGAGACUAGAGCCCGAUUAGUUGUAAGAGCACAAUCGCCAAGCAUUGGAUGUUAAACAAUUCGAGCGUCUGCUGACCUACCUAUGUGUAGCUAGAUUAAACAUUUCAAUUUUCUUAGAUUAGCUUAAUGUAUGUGACUAUUAGUAGCGAUCAGUCAAAAUAAACUAAAAUAUCGGCGACGACAUAUUUAAAUCUACGACCUUGAAUUGAUUCGCCAGUAGAGUCGGCCCUUCGGCUGCGCCGGAGCGACUCGGCUGCUCUGAGGUGUAUAUGUACAAAUUUUGUUUUACCGAUAACUUCCUGGACGCAAAGUUGCUUUGUUUCAUAGUUUUGGUGGGAAAUUGUUAGGGUACGGACUUUCUUGCCGCAAGGGUAUACCAUGAUUUAGAAACGUUCGUUGGCGGACCUUCGAUUCGUUCGGCGGGGCGUGCGGCCCCGGCGCGGACGCGUAAGCAUGUAAAAUAAGUCUCCAAGUGGCCUUGAUACUUCACUAUUAUUUGGGAUUUGGAUUAUCGAUUCGGUUCAAGUUUGGAAUUAGUGUAUAAAAAAGACCAAAUUAUUAAAAAGUACAUUUGCGAUUCAGAUCUAGUGUUGAAACUAUUUGGCUAUCCUUUUGGAAAUAACGUUUAAUAUAGGAAAAAAGAAAGUUAUAUAAUGGCCUAUACGUUUCGGAUGAAUUGCGUAAAUUUUGGUAAAUGUUACUACGCAUAUUUUCUAUUGUCUAAGUCUAGGCUAAUGUGUUCAAAAAGUAAUUUAAAAUUUUUGAAAAAAAGUAGAAAGUGCCUUCCAAAUUUUUGACCACAGUAAGUGUCGGGACGGGUGCGGCGAAGAUCGAGGGGACGCGCGCGGCGCGGCGCUCGCCGGCGCGCCUGCGCGAGCCGCGCCGCGCGCUCUCACGUGCUUAACUAUAAAAACGUUAGACUAAUAAAAAUUCAAAAUUAUUAUAUAAAAAAUAAAUACAUAUGACUAUUAUUAUAGAAAAAUAUAAUAAAAAUUAUAUAUUUGGCCGAUGUGGUUAUACCCUGACAGGCAAGCGUUAGCUGAAUAUUCGGCAUCAAAAUUAAUUCUAUAUUUUUCUUUGUAUACAAUCACCUGAUUCCAUUGAGAAACAAUGCAGACAUAGCAAAGUGCCAUUCGUUUGAAUUGAAUCUUUAAAGGUUCAUUUCGUAAUCACGUGGAUUCUGUAGUUAUAAUUAAACUUUAAUUAAUUUAUUGUACUGGUAAAAGUAUAUACAUUUCGAUUACAUAAAUAAGUAACUAUGUUAUUUUCGUGAUAGAUAAGUAAAAUUUACUGGUAGUAUUAUUGUACACAGUUAAACGAACAGUGAACGUAAAGGUGCGCGCAGCUGUCACCGCGCCGCGCCGCGUCGGGUCGGCGCGGCUUCUCGCUUCUGUUAUCCUGCUCUUGCCAUGUAUAUCAUGUCCACGUACCUACAGUUUAUUUACCGCCUUCUUUACCCAGAAGGAGGAGGUUCUAUAUUCUUUGUUAGAACUAGUUCUUUAAGCUCUCUCAAAUAAAUAUAAUUUCUCUGUCACAUAGUGUGACAGAAAUUUGUAACGUGCAAAACCCGCUUGAUGUAGCCAGUUUUACCUAGAUUUCAGUCUAAUCUAAUGUAGGUAUGUAUAAGUAUAAUAGUAGUUUGUGCACUUGUUAAACCUGUACAUAAGCUGCGAGUGAGAGAUGGUUCCCUUUCUCGUUUGGUUUUCAUUGAAACAUUUAAGUUUUGUUAAGAUAAUGGAUCGGUGUACAUGUAGUGUUAAGUUAGACAUGAUCAGUCCCGCCAGCUGUGCCGGGCGGCGCGCGGUCGCGGGCUCGUCGGGACCCGCCGGAGCGCUAGUCAACUCUCCCGAGCACAUUUACGUUCACUGUAAGGGAAGGGCGGUUUUGGUUAGAAUAUACAAUGUAUACAUGUUAGACAUUAAUUUAUAAUUUAUAAUAUCCAUGAUGAAUAUUAUGACUCGCAAGGCACCAGCGAGCGAAUUUCCGCUGCUGGCGCUACAUGACAACAUGAUACUAUUAUUAUCCCUUCUUAUCUGAUUUGUGAUAGUAAAAACUAAAAUAUUUUUAAUAUAAAGAACAAUUAUCUUUUGUCAAAAUGUAAAGUCCCUUUGUAAAGGACGCUAUUGCUAAGUUUAACUGUAUAUCACAAUUUAUUAUUUAUUUCUUUAGUUUAAAAGAACAUAAUUUUUAAGCCGCUGUGGGCUCAAAAUAAAUACUUAUUUGUAAUUAAAAUUGAUACCUGCCUAUGGUGCAAACCGUACACAAUGAAACAUGGAAAUUUGAAAAAUUGAGACAAGAUUAUUCUGCUUAGUUAAGUAGUGAUGCUAAUGGUAGGUAUCAAUGCCUACAUAAGUCUUACCAUUAUUGCUUUCAGUGCAACAAAAGAUUUUAGAUUGCAUAUCAUUACAAAUAAAUAUUGGGUUCUCCUGUGAUGUUGAUAUCUAUAAACAUUCUUAUAAUGAUUGGUGAAAGCUGUGAUGGAGAAAAAUAUUUCUUCUUUAAUUUCCUCUGUACAAGAAAUGUAAACGACUGCCCUUCGCCCUUCACAGUGCACCAAACUCACAAGCCGCGUCAAUUUGUUUUGAGCCUAUUCAUCCAAAUACAAGUAUUCAUAGUACCGCAUGUCGCAGGAGAAUCCACCCCGAGACACUGAUGUUUUAAAAAUGGUAUCGUCACUUUAAAAGAAACAAAUACUUAUGUCUUUGUUCUUUUAUUAUUGUAAUAUAGAAGAUGAUAUAGGUCGCUAUAAUUAUCGUCGUUAUAGAAAUUAUGUUACGGUUUCAAUUAAAAGUUGUUAAGAUUUUUCUUAUUUUCAACACCUGUGUUCCUUAUUAAUUAGUUUUCUAUUAUGUUUAUUAUUUUACAAAAUAUCUUUAUUAACGGCUUAGUUACUAUCGAUGGGUAUAGAAUGUAUUACAGUUGCUAACCAGCGUUGUGCUGACCGAACGGCACGAACGUUUUUCAGUUGUUUCUGUGGAAUAUUACCUACCUCAUUUAUGUUCGUUACACGUAUGUCUGCUUAGGUAUUACUUUUUAUUUUUUGCCACAGACAUACUUACCAGUUGUAACGAAACUCGAAGUUAUUAUAAACCUAUCGUAUUUCCUUGAUCUAUUAUGAAUUACUAGAUAACCCCUACUAUGUAUGUAAUGUACCUACUUUUGAUUUUAAAAUAUUGUACAGAAUCGUUCGUUCGUUCGGCCAAACAUAAUCUAAACCAAAUUUUUAUCGGUAUCUGUGACAAGUACAAUUAUUAAUAAAUAUUGGUGUUUAACCGUUUAUCAAUCGAUGUAGUUCACAAUUUCGCCGUGUAACAACGUUCAAGUCUAUUAGUGAUCAGAUCAUUCAUACAUUUAAACUGUAUCUUAACUGUCUCAAACGAUUACUUUUAGUGAUGUAAAAUGUUUAAGUUCGUUAUUGUCACCGUGUACCGUUGUCUGAAUGAAUACAUAAAAAUAGA
Molecule: messenger RNA, 7014 nt
Organism: Leguminivora glycinivorella
Lineage: Eukaryota; Metazoa; Arthropoda; Insecta; Lepidoptera; Tortricidae
Product: protein bric-a-brac 1-like
Exons: 6
Coding region: 134-1783 (549 amino acids)
Biological process (GO): regulation of transcription by RNA polymerase II
Cellular component (GO): nucleus
Molecular function (GO): protein binding; DNA binding
Source: RefSeq, a predicted model, not a curated record